This is a messenger RNA of Schistosoma curassoni, 3360 nucleotides long. Lineage: Eukaryota; Metazoa; Platyhelminthes; Trematoda; Strigeidida; Schistosomatidae. The record is from the annotation of a GenBank genome assembly.
GUUUUGUGCCAUUUGUGAUCAGCUUUUAAGGCAUGCUUGAGUGUGAUACUCCAUGUGAGUUGGUUAGACAGUUCUUGACUAAUCUUGAGCGUAGACAAAGAAAUCUUGGAAAAAGAAAGAGUAAGCUAGAUGGUUAUCGCGAAAAACUACAGAAAGGUGAGGUCCUGAAAGAGGAACAAAAGAAGGCCGUCGAAAGCUAUGAUGGUGUGGUUCAGAACAUUUCGUUUGUGCAAGAGAUUGUGGCACAGACGAAAGAUCUCUUGUCGAAUAUGGAGUCAGUCGUUGAUAAGCAAAUGUCCCUACUGGAAGCUGAACAUGAGAAAUAUACACUUUCGUAUUUAAGUAUCCACAUGUGCUUGGAACGUUUCUUUGCUUCCUUGGAUAUUCCGGCAGUCCGUUCAGCUGUCACAAAAUCUUCGUCAGAAAACAGCCUUAAGUUGUUAGACGCUGUACGAGACAUAUUAACACCACCGGUAGUGGAUAAUUGGCCUGGACUUAGUUCUUCAGCUCUGUCCUCUGUUCCCAACUUUUUACAAGCACGGGAUGAUCUUAAGGCUGUUGCUACAAGCACCUUCAAUUUGGUGAGUGGGAAUUCAGUACCUGUUCCACUGUCAAACGAUUUAGAGGACUUACGGAAGAAGCACACAACCUACAAAGAUGUCCGCAAUAUGUGUUUCCGACUACUGUCCAACCCACUUGUCCAGCAAUCAAUGGGUCUUAUUAGUGAUAGUAGCACGACGAUUGUACCAGAACCAACACAAGUUGUUACAGAUUCGGAAAUCAACUCAUCUAUCGGCUUAUCAGGUCCUGCUGAAGUCACUACUGUUCCCUACAAUGAAUUCGCAACAAUCAGUGUGCACUCUUCUGUUACAACGUCAGACGAACCGGUGGAUCAAGUUAUCCGACCACUCAAUAGCACGUUUAACUUCAUUCAGGCUUCUAGAGUCACUCAUUCGCAUAUCACGCCCGAACCUCCAGCAAACUACGAAGAUGUUAUGCCUGUUAAUCAAUUACCAAGUAAAACAAGUGUUUCUUGUUUCAGUAAUCAUAAUAUCGAAGAUAACAUAGACCCUUCAUUGGUUACAAGGAUAGACCAACAAUAUGUUUUGAAUAUUCCAGAAGUUGAACACUCAAAGAUUGAAUUAUUCGGAAGAAGUUCAUCAUCUUUGUCAUCAGACAAUGUCAAUCAACCUACGUCUUUUAAAUCAAUAUUAUCUCAGGAUGAGCAUGAGGGAAAUAGCAAUAUUCACAAACCAAUUUCAUAUGCGGAUUCUGUUCGGAGAGCCGGCCAAGUACACGCAGGUUUUAGUCGUCCAGCAGUUGUAGAUAAUAUAAACUCUAAAAAGAUCGACCGCACAAUGGAUGAAAACUCUCGUGAGUCCGAACAACUUGAUUCGAAUUUCGCGCGUGGAAAUUCCAAAGUUGGAUCACGUAGUCGCAUUCCAAAUGAAAAUCGAGGUCGUGGAAGCGGUGGUCCAAGACGUAAUACCGGUCAGCGGGGUGGUGGCGGUAAUUUCGGUGCUCAUCCAGGUCGUGGUGGCGCUCAUCGAGGAAUGACUACUGCAUUUGCUCAACCUACUUACUGAUUGUCGUAUUGAUCAAGCCCGAAAUCUAAUUCCUUCAAUAUCAAAGCAGUAUCACAACCCUCACACAAAACAAGUGACUUGUGUGGCGCUUUGUUGAUCAUAUGUACCAAUAUUAAUAUGAUCAAAUGAAUAAAUUCGUCCCACAUCGUAAACUGUACAGUAGAAUUUUUUACAUGCACAACAAUCGGAACAUCUUAAUGAAACAGUACAAAAUAAAUGGAAUUUACAAAUAGAUUAAAACUGAAGUAUUUUACGUUUGACGAUUUUGCGGGAGAUCACAAAUAUCUUAAUAUUAGCCAGAAAUUAACGUUCGGAUUUUUUCCUGUUGACUUUGAUAUAAUCUUGAAGGCUUCGUCAACAGAAAGGUUAGAGUAUCAAGUGUUUUUGUAUGUCCGUGAUGGAUUUCCACCCUACAAGUGACAUUUCCCAUAUUCUAGUUUUAAGUUGUCUUUCGACAUCAAUCAUUUUUUCUAUUACAGUUCAUAAAUUACAGGUUAGUCGACUAUAAGCUCCCUAUUCGGCUUAGUAUUGGAAAUGUAGUCAUGUACCCAUUAAGGUCCAUAGGUUAUAACAAGAACCUAGUAAUCAGUGAGCAGCAUAAACGAGACUAUAGUAUGACCAGUAGUCGGGACACGCUAUUUGACUAACCGUUGAUAAAUAACACAAAAAUCAAAGCAUGAUAGGGUCUAAAACUAGUUCUGAGUAUAUAUCCGUUAUUAUGCACUCAGAAAGUAGAUGAUAAAGGCGAAUGAAAAAAACAUGGUUACUAUGUACGCCUAUUUAUACGAGUUUCGAGUUCCUCAAGGUUACUGAGAAGUUCGAGAUCAAAUCUGUUCAUUUAGCUCUGGAAAAUUAAACGGUACCAUUGAUGCUACACCAACGCGCUUGACAAAGGGAAUUUAAUUUUACUGAGGUGAUUUGUGAAGCAACUCGCACAUUGUCAGUGUGAUUUUUGUAAGAAGAAAGCAUCCUCUGGAAAACUGCUAAAUAAUGCGAAAAACUAAACAGCUAUUUCAUCGUAGUUGGGGCCUCGUCAGCAGUAUGUGCACUACAUGAGUUCGGGCCCAAAAAAGUUUAGAUCGAGUGGGGAGGAUACAUUCAAGCAGGUGAAUAGGAAUCCGGUGAUCCCUCGGUUCCAAGCCUAAACUCGCAACAUAGGGUUUUGACAAUUAAAAGCAUAUCGACAAUCCAUAUUUUAUUUUUCUGUAUGGAUGUAGAUUUCAGAGCCAUCUGACAGAUUUUAUGUUAGUUUAUCGGCAUUUGAAGUUUACUGAUAACUAAUAUAACAAUGGAAAAGUGAAAUCACAAUUUUCAUUAUGAUUUCUGUCCAACAUUACUUUCGUUUCAAUUCAUUGUGGUAAUUGCUCAUUGCAGUAUUUGUUUUGUUUCCCAGUGUGAUAUUUUAUUGAGUAUACCAGUAAUUUAUUUGAGUAUGGUGUUUGUUAAAGAUAUGAUAUUCUCGUAUUAACUUAGCAUGACAUGCAAUACAUGAUUUAUUAUAACUGGGUAUUUUCCGUAUAUAUGAUUUCAUUCUAAUUAAUAUUAAAAAUCUGUUGGGAUAUUCAGGAAAAUAUCCCAGAAAUUAUUCUAUUAAGUCUAAUGCUAUUCUUGGACUUGGAGAUGGUAUUAUUUACUUAUUGGUCAGUACUUAUUUCACGUGUCGUUUUCCUACUGGUUAAUAUUGUACAAUGUUAUCUUCUAUUUUAUCGUACGAUGUGGUCUGCUUGACUGGUAUAUAAACAAAGUAUGUUUGAAAUAUAAUGAUUCAUAACUC